CCAGAUAAAUGAAGUUGCUAAAAUGUUGUACCAGCAGGGUCUCACUGAGCUCAUUCACAGCUCCCCCAGUGAGCAGGUGGCGUAUCUCCUGGUGGAGAGGGCUUCCCUGCUUGAGAUGAAUCAGGAUCCUGGUGAUGGAGACCCAGAGAGUCGACUGAGGACCCACGCAGAACCACUGAACCCCGUCAUAUGUCGCCCACCCACAAGAGGUCCCCACGACCUUUACAAAGCUCCUGGAAGAAAAUAUUUGGACUCCAUAAGACUUUGCAGAGCAAGCACACCUUCGUACCUGGUGGGGAGACACCUUUGGCCGGUGAACCAAGACGUUUGGAGAAGGAGUGUUCCCGACUGGAGCGGGAUGUGGAAGAAGGUUCCCGCAGGUUGGCCAUGGCCCACAACGAGAUCCGGCAUUUGAAAGAUGAACUGGAGUCUGCUCACUUUACCCAGAAAACAUAUGAGCCUGAGCUGCAGUCAGCACAGGAGGAGGUGAAGCAGCUCAGGAAGGAAGUAGGAAAACUAAAAGAAUAUGAAAUGGUUGAGCUGCGGAAGGCCAAAGAGCUUAAUGACCGUCUGGACCUUGAGAUCAGAGCCUUGAGAAACAGAGUCCGCUCCCUGGAUGCAGAGAAAAAGUCUCUGGAGAAGACGAUGGCGUGUCAGCAGGAGGACGUUGAGAGGUUGGAAUCAGCCCUGCAGGGGCAGCAGCGGAUAUUAAUGAUAGAGGUACAAGCUGACCAGGACAGAGAAGAAGAUAAAAUGCAAGGAGCUGAACUGACGACGGACGAUAAAUCACACAUAAUUUUGCAAGAAUACUUAACUGCACAGACACAACAAGCCAUGGAGAAAAAGGAGGGAGGUGUUGAAUCUCUGCAGGAGGUAGUGAAGCAGUUGGAGUUGGCCGUAAGGAACCUUCAGGGUUCUUACACGCUUCCGAUAGGCCAAGCUAGUGAUUUAACGAAUGUAUGUCCAGGCAGAAACACCGUUACAUCAAGCAAAAUUGAUAUCAAACGAACAUGA
Messenger RNA from Xiphophorus hellerii (green swordtail), 1014 nucleotides. RefSeq names its product coiled-coil domain-containing protein 30-like. Lineage: Eukaryota; Metazoa; Chordata; Actinopteri; Cyprinodontiformes; Poeciliidae. The transcript is spliced from 9 exons. Bases 190 to 1014 code for a protein of 274 amino acids. The record is from RefSeq and is a predicted model, not a curated record.